UGGCUGCCGGACCGCGCGCUCCUUCCCUCUCCCGCUCGCGCCUGGGCGCACACGCCCCUCUCCGCUCUCGCCCGCUGCCUCCCAGGGCACAGUCGCUCAGAGGCGGCACCGCGGGGGUGGCCACGGCCUCAGCCCCGUCCCUCCCUCCCUCCUUUCUUCCUUCCCUCUCUGCAGCCCCACCACGUAGGAGUUCGGAUUCUCCACCCGAGUCGUCCUGAUUUCCCUUUUCCUCUCUUUUGGAAACGAGAGGUGGAGGGGAGGCAACGAGGCUGCAAAGGAGAGGCCCGCUAGCAGAGUGUUGCUUUGACACAUCCUUAUUGUGGAAGUUAAGUGAAACAAAUAAAUAAAUAAAUAACUCCGGCCGUGGAGCUGCUGCCGAGGAGAAGACGGGAAAGCAGACCGGUGGGCAGGCCAAUGGUUUUUCGGCAGCGCGCUGGCAAGUUUGUGGAACACUUUCUAGGAAUUAGGUCUUUUUCCUCCCCCUCCAUCUCCUUGACUUCUGAAGAAAGAACUUGGCUUUGGAUUGUAAUGGAGCCUAAGGACAGAGGGUUAGACACACUUGAAUAAUUUCUCCGGCUGGGCAGAAUUUGUGGGAAUUUGGGAAGCCCGAGUGUGGAAACCCAGCAGCCCUUGACGUGCCCUCUGUUAAUUUGGAUGAAUCUAAAUGUGCCCCAUUCCAGACCUCUCCGACAACCCCUUCUGAUCUUGCGAUUUACUCUUUUUGACUUUAAUUAGUAUCUAGGAAAGCUGAACUUCGGACCUACCUCUUUUUUUGAUCCUUAUUUUUGUACGUUUGCUCUCUGGGAUUGGUUUCUUAAACAAUCUGGAUUCUUUUUAAUAUGUCAAAAUGAGUCUGCUGAUGUUUACACAACUACUGCUCUGUGGAUUUUUAUAUGUUCGGGUGGAUGGAUCUCGUCUUCGCCAAGAAGACUUUCCUCCUCGGAUUGUGGAGCACCCUUCGGAUGUCAUUGUCUCGAAGGGAGAGCCCACCACUCUGAACUGCAAGGCGGAGGGCCGGCCAACUCCCACCAUUGAAUGGUACAAGGAUGGCGAGCGGGUGGAGACGGACAAGGAUGAUCCCCGUUCCCACAGGAUGCUUCUGCCCAGUGGAUCCUUAUUCUUCUUGCGCAUUGUCCAUGGACGUAGAAGUAAACCUGACGAAGGAAGCUACGUUUGUGUUGCAAGGAACUAUCUUGGUGAAGCAGUGAGUCGAAACGCGUCUCUGGAAGUGGCAUUGUUACGAGAUGACUUCCGGCAAAACCCCACAGAUGUUGUAGUGGCAGCUGGAGAGCCUGCCAUCCUGGAGUGCCAGCCUCCCCGGGGACACCCAGAACCAACCAUCUACUGGAAAAAAGACAAAGUUCGAAUUGAUGACAAGGAAGAAAGAAUAAGUAUUCGUGGUGGAAAACUGAUGAUCUCCAACACUAGAAAAAGUGAUGCAGGGAUGUAUACCUGUGUGGGCACCAACAUGGUGGGAGAAAGGGACAGCGACCCAGCAGAGCUGACUGUCUUUGAACGACCCACGUUUCUCAGGAGGCCAAUUAACCAGGUGGUGCUGGAGGAAGAAACUGUAGAAUUUCGCUGUCAGGUCCAGGGAGAUCCUCAACCAACUGUGAGAUGGAAAAAAGAUGAUGCGGACUUGCCCAGAGGAAGGUAUGACAUCAAAGAUGAUUACACACUGAGGAUUAAAAAGGCCCUGAGCACAGACGAAGGCAGCUACAUGUGCAUUGCCGAGAAUCGCGUCGGGAAGGUGGAAGCCACGGCGACCCUCACAGUCCGAGCUCGCCCCGUUGCUCCUCCACAGUUUGUGGUUAGGCCAAGAGAUCAGAUUGUUGCUCAAGGUCGAACAGUGACAUUCCCCUGUGAAACUAAAGGAAAUCCACAGCCAGCUGUUUUUUGGCAGAAGGAAGGCAGCCAGAACCUACUUUUUCCAAACCAACCCCAGCAGCCUAACAGUAGAUACUCAGUGUCACCAACUGGAGACCUCACGAUUACCAACAUUCAGCGCUCGGAUGCGGGUUACUACAUCUGCCAGGCCUUAACAGUGGCAGGAAGCAUUUUAGCAAAAGCUCAACUGGAAGUUACUGAUGUGUUGACAGAUAGACCUCCACCCAUAAUUCUACAAGGACCAGCCAACCAGACACUAGCAGUCGAUGGGACAGCACUGCUGAAGUGCAAAGCCACUGGCGAUCCUCUUCCUGUAAUUAGCUGGUUAAAGGAGGGGUUUACUUUUCUGGGCAGAGAUCCGAGAGCCACUAUACAGGAGCAAGGAACUCUGCAGAUUAGGAAUUUAAGGAUUUCUGAUACUGGCACCUAUACUUGUGUGGCUACAAGUUCAAGUGGGGAGACGUCCUGGAGCGCAGUGCUGGAUGUGACAGAGUCUGGAGCAACAAUCAGUAAAAAUUAUGAUUUAAAUGACCUGCCAGGGCCACCAUCCAAACCGCAGGUCACUGAUGUUACUAAGAACAGUGUCACCUUGUCUUGGCAACCAGGUACCCCUGGAACCCUUCCAGCAAGUGCAUAUAUCAUUGAAGCUUUCAGCCAAUCAGUAAGCAAUAGCUGGCAGACGGUGGCAAACCACAUAAAGACCACCCUCUACACUGUGAGAGGACUGCGGCCCAAUACCAUCUACUUAUUCAUGGUCAGAGCGAUCAACCCCCAAGGUCUUAGUGACCCGAGCCCUAUGUCAGAUCCGGUGCGCACACAAGUUUAUGAAUCCUCUUUUUAUAGUCCGGCGGUUCUCAAAGUGUGGCUCUCGGAUAUCAGCCCACCAGCACAAGGAGUGGACCACAGACAAGUGCAGAAAGAACUGGGAGAUGUCAUCGUCCGUCUUCACACUCCAGUUGUAUUGACUCCCACCACUGUUCAGGUCACAUGGACGGUUGACCGCCAGCCCCAGUUCAUUCAAGGCUACAGAGUGAUGUAUCGUCAGACUUCAGGCCUGCAGGCUACAUCUUCUUGGCAGAAUUUAGAUGCCAAGGUUCCCACUGAGCGAAGUGCUGUCUUAAUCAAUCUGAAAAGGGGGGUGACUUAUGAAAUUAAAGUUCGACCAUAUUUUAAUGAGUUCCAAGGAAUGGACAGUGAAUCUAAAACGGUUCGUACUACUGAAGAAGCACCAAGUGCUCCUCCACAGUCUGUCACUGUGCUGACAGUUGGAAGCCACAACAGCACAAGUAUCAGUGUUUCCUGGGAUCCUCCUCCUCCCGAUCACCAGAAUGGAAUUAUCCAGGAAUACAAGAUCUGGUGUCUGGGAAAUGAAACGCGAUUCCAUAUCAACAAAACUGUGGAUGCGGCCAUACGAUCUGUAAUAAUUGGUGGAUUAUACCCAGGUAUUCAAUACCGGGUUGAGGUUGCAGCUAGUACCAGUGCAGGGGUUGGAGUAAAAAGUGAGCCACAGCCAAUAAUAAUUGGGAGGCGUAAUGAAGUUGUCAUUACUGAAAACAAUAACAGCAUAACUGAACAAAUCACUGAUGUUGUGAAGCAACCAGCCUUUAUAGCUGGUAUUGGUGGUGCCUGCUGGGUAAUUUUGAUGGGUUUUAGCAUCUGGUUGUAUUGGCGAAGAAAGAAGAGAAAGGGACUCAGUAACUAUGCUGUUACUUUUCAAAGAGGUGAUGGAGGACUAAUGAGUAAUGGAAGCCGUCCAGGUCUUAUAAAUGCCGGUGAUCCGAGUUAUCCAUGGCUUGCUGAUUCGUGGCCUGCUACGAGCUUGCCAGUAAACAAUAGCAAUAGUGGCCCGAAUGAGAUUGGAAAUUUUGGCCGUGGAGAUGUGCUGCCACCGGUUCCAGGCCAAGGGGAUAAAACAGCAACGAUGCUCUCAGAUGGAGCCAUUUACAGCAGCAUUGACUUCACUACCAAAACCACAUACAACAGUUCCAGCCAAAUAACACAGGCCACCCCGUAUGCCACGACACAAAUCUUGCAUUCCAAUAGCAUCCAUGAAUUGGCUGUCGAUCUGCCAGACCCUCAAUGGAAAAGCUCAAUUCAGCAAAAGACAGAUCUGAUGGGAUUUGGCUAUUCUCUACCUGAUCAGAACAAAGGUAACAAUGCCUUACUUUACAUCCCUGACUACCGAUUGGCUGAGGGAUUGUCUAAUAGAAUGCCACACAACCAGUCUCAGGAUUUCAGCACCACCAGCUCUCACAACAGCUCAGAGAGGAGUGGCAGUCUCUCAGGUGGGAAAGGUGGAAAAAAGAAGAAAAAUAAAAACUCUUCUAAACCACAGAAAAACAGUGGAUCGACCUGGGCCAAUGUCCCUCUACCUCCCCCCCCUGUCCAGCCCCUUCCUGGUACAGAGCUGGAACACUACGCAGUGGAACAGCAAGAAAAUGGUUAUGACAGUGAUAGCUGGUGCCCACCAUUACCAGUGCAAACAUACUUACACCAAGGUAUGGAAGAUGAACUGGAAGAAGAUGAUGACAGAGUCCCAACCCCUCCCGUCCGGGGUGUGGCUUCUUCUCCUGCCGUCUCCUUUGGACAGCAGUCCACUGCGACCCUUACUCCAUCCCCCCGGGAAGAGAUGCAACCCAUGCUACAGGCUCACCUGGAUGAGUUGACAAGGGCCUAUCAGUUUGAUAUAGCAAAGCAAACAUGGCACAUUCAAAGCAAUAAUCAACCUCCACAGCCCCCGGUUCCACCAUUAGGUUACGUGUCCGGAGCCAUGAUUUCUGAUUUGGAAACAGAUGUUCCAGAUGAUGAUGCUGACGAUGAAGAGGAAGCUUUAGAAAUCCCCAGGCCCCUGAGAGCCCUGGACCAGACACCUGGAUCCAGUAUGGACAAUCUAGACAGCUCUGUGACAGGUUCAAUGGUAAAUGGAUGGGGCUCUGCAUCUGAUGAGGAUCGUAACUUUUCUAGUCAUAGAUCUAGUGUAGUUAGCUCCUCAGAUGGCUCCAUCUUUGCCAACGGCAGUUUUGCACAAGCACUGGUGGCAGCAGCAGAUAAAGCUGGUUUUAGGCUGAAUGGAACCAGCCUUACAAGAACAGGAAAAGCCUUUACCUCCUCUCAAAGACCUCGACCCACCAGCCCAUUUUCUACCGACAGUAACACCAGUGCAGCCCUGAGUCAAAGUCAGAGGCCUAGGCCCACCAAAAAACACAAGGGAGGGCGAAUGGACCAACAACCAGCAUUGCCUCAUCGAAGGGAAGGAAUGACAGAUGAUCUUCCACCACCACCAGAUCCCCCACCAGGUCAGGGUUUAAGGCAGCAAAUAGGCCCGAGCCAGCAUGCUGGUAACGUGGAAAACUCAACAGAGAGAAAAGGAAGCUCCCUAGAGAGACAACACGCAUCCAACUUAGAAGACACAAAGAGCUCUUUGGAUUGUCCAGCUAGAACCUCCCUAGAGUGGCAGCGACAGACCCAGGAAUGGAUAAACUCCACAGAGCGCCAAGAAGACAUACGGAAAGCCCCACACAAACAAGGUGUCGGACCAGAGGAAGCCUUGGUGCCCUACAGCAAGCCCAGCUUCCCAUCUCCAGGCGGCCACAGCUCAUCAGGAACAGCUUCUUCUAAAGGAUCCACAGGACCUAGGAAAGCUGAGGUAUUGAGGGGAGGCCACCAGCGCAAUGCCAGCGACCUUCUUGACAUAGGAUAUAUGGGCUCAAAUAGUCAAGGACAGUUUACAGAGUAACUGAGAGGAGACAUACAAAGCUGCUCUGAAGGACCACCAGGUCCGAACUCAUGGAAGUGAUGACACUAAACAGUGCAAUGAACAAUUUAUUUAUGUACUAUUAAAAGAACUGUAAAUGCAAUGUAAAGACAUACAGCCACACAUAUCCCACAGAUAUUUUAAUUGUGUUCUUCUCUUAAGUACACCACCCACCUUAACUCUUUCUUGUCAGGAGAAUAUAAAAAAAGAAAGAAAACAAAACUCGCCCUCCAGGAAGAAAAGGAUUUUCCUCUGUAUAUAAUUUCUUUUGCAUUGCUAUGCAAGCUCACUCUUUUUAGCUCCGUUCAUAUUAUUGUCUGUUUUUAUUGGUCCGUUGUACUAUAUGUGAAUUAAUAGGCUGUGGUGCCAUAUAUUAACUUUUAAUUGUGUAACUUUUAUGUUUAAAUUUUGCACUGCAAUUUUAUUUGGUGAUAAGCACAAAUCUCUACUCCUCAUGACAUGAAGAAAAAAAGACUGAAUGUGAAGGGAGUUUCUGUACUGUAAGCUGGGUUGGAUAACGCUGGUUGUAAACAAUCUUGGUAGAUGGUUUUCAGUUGGGGUGUAGAAAUAGGAAGAUGCAAAGGAACAAUUGUGUUGGCAAAGUCUUCUUGGAACAUCAGGGACUGAGUCAAUAAAAAAAUAAAUAGCAGAAAGGUGGCUUUUACCAUUGACAAAAGCAGGGGUCAAAAGAAGGAAGGUUAAGUCUUAACUCUGAAUAUGCAUUAAAAUAUACAGGUAGCAAAGAUGUACUAAAAAUACUAAAAAAAAAGAAAUUAAAGUUUUAUUUAGAAUCAAUUUCACCUAAGAUUGUAAUUGACCCAUUUGAGAAUUACAAGAAGCAAAAGGAAACUAAAGUGUUUCACAAGCGCUGUAUUUAUAUAAUGAUUUUUAAAGAAGCAGUUUCUGAAUUAUCAUAAUUAAUCUCUCUGAUUCAUUAAGUCAGAAAAUAAUAUGAAGUUCCCCAAGGAAACUGUCAAAAUGAAGUCUGGAAUAUCUAGAAAAUAGUUAAGGAAAAAACAUUUAUUAGGGCAUACUCUGGCUGAUUCCAAAUAUAAACUCUCUUGCAGAACGUGGUUUCAUCUUUCUAAUACAUGUACAGUACACACUAGAGGAUAGAGCUGCAUCAUGAAAAUUCAUUACUUUUCGAAAACAAUGCAGUCUAUGUAUACAAUUUUGCAUUUUACUUGAUUAUGAAGUAAAGUCGAUGCCACCAAAUGUACAGCCAAAUUGUAAGUGCUUAAAAGGCAGUGCUCAGAGUAUGUUCCGUUCACAGUAAGUAGAUUUAUUGGAAUAAAUAUUUUAUGGUACAUUUUCAGAAAUUGGCUACCAGCUAAAAUACGUUUGACCCAUUUUGAAUGAGUACAUUGAAGAGAAAAAAUUAAAAAGGAGAAAAAUGCAUGUUUAUACACUUUUUAAAUAAAACCAAACCUUGUAAGUGGACAUUAA
Nycticebus coucang (slow loris) is the source of this 7087-nucleotide messenger RNA. RefSeq names its product roundabout guidance receptor 2 (gene ROBO2). Bases 848 to 5623 code for a protein of 1591 amino acids. Gene Ontology annotation, biological process: dendrite self-avoidance; homophilic cell-cell adhesion; axon guidance. The record is from RefSeq and is a predicted model, not a curated record. Gene Ontology annotation, cellular component: plasma membrane; axon. Lineage: Eukaryota; Metazoa; Chordata; Mammalia; Primates; Lorisidae. Gene Ontology annotation, molecular function: cell-cell adhesion mediator activity. The transcript has 31 exons.